Messenger RNA from Wallemia mellicola CBS 633.66, 2124 nucleotides. Its product is annotated as putative MFS transmembrane transport protein. The record is from RefSeq and is a predicted model, not a curated record. Gene Ontology annotation, molecular function: transmembrane transporter activity. The coding region runs from base 434 to 2035 and encodes 533 amino acids. Lineage: Eukaryota; Fungi; Basidiomycota; Wallemiomycetes; Wallemiales; Wallemiaceae. The transcript has 8 exons. Gene Ontology annotation, biological process: transmembrane transport.
GUGUUGGCACUUCCGCGAGAGGAGGAAGAGCAAUUAUACGAAUAUCGCCACUGAAUAUAAUAAAUAGCAGACAGACUUUAGCGUGUGAUCCUAAGAAGUCCGGGCGGCGUUAUUCGAUCGCGCGGACUGGCGAGGUUUCAAAUGAGGUCUGAGAUGUGGCGAUGUGUAAAAACAAAGCGGCAAUGCAUAGUUGGUAUCCGCGGAAUCUGCGGUUUUUAUUGAUAUGUAAUUUACUCAUAUUUACUCUUUUUUAGGGUAUGAUAUAAGAUCAAAUCCAAUCUUUAUUCGGUUCCUGAGAAAACUUGUCGAUUUUACGAACGCUUUGGUUAGUUCUUUCUCACUCCACACUAACCCCGGCUUUCCUCCAAAAAAACCAUUCUUGUAAUAUAAGCAGCUACCUCGCACUUCUUAUAGGAUCAAGUAAACUUCCAGAAUGCCAAUUCUCAAGAAAACAGGUAUACGCUCUACCUUCUUCCCUGACGGAAGCAACCAACAACAGGUUGAAGGCGCCGAACAUGAACAACGUGAAGAUGCAACCUCAUCAGAGGGUAAAAACGAAGAUGGAAACAUCAUUUUGAUUGCUUUUGAAGAAAAUGACCCAGAGAACCCUCUCAAUUGGGGUAAAGGCAGAAAAUGGCUUACAACAUCCCUCCUUAACGCUAUGACAAUGAUUAUCGGUUUAAGUACCUCUGCGUACUCACCGACAACUGAUGCGAUAGCCGAAGACCUCGGUGUGUCUUCUGAAGCAGCUCUUGUCGGUAUGUUUACCUUCAAUGCUGCUUGCUCAGUUGGUCCAUUAUUCCUUGCACCUUUCUGUGAGAUGGUGGGUAGAAGAUAUGUAUACAUUGGUGGAUUUUUCUGUUUCACUGCCGUAUUCCCUAUGUUGGCAGCUGGUCAAAACAUCGGUACAAUGAUUGUCGGUAGAUUACUUUCUGGUUUGUUCGGUUGUAUCGGUACUAUCCUUGUUGGUGGUACACUCGCAGAUAUCUGGGUAGAUGAAGAGAGAUCGGUACCUAUGUCACAGUUCACAUUCGUUGCUAUCUUCUCUACCAUCGCUGCACCAGCUUAUUGUGGAUAUAUCGUUGAACGCGUAGGAUACAGAUGGGUCGAAUGGGUACACAUGAUCGCAAGUGGUACACUUCUUCUCAUUGAAUUGUUCCUCUUUAAAGAGACUCGUGGUGCUACCGUUCUCGCACAACGUGCGAAGAAGUUGAGAAAGGAAACAGGAGACAAUCGUUUCAGGGCACCUAUUGAACUUGAAUCAGAGUCCAUCAAAAUGCUUCUUCACAAAUCAUGCACCCGUGCUUUCAUCCUCUUGGCUCGUGAGCCAGUCAUUCUCUUCUUCGGUAUUUGGAUCGCUUUAUCCUGGAUGCUUGUUUUCAUGUUUAUGACUGUCAUUCCAUUGACAUUCUCUGGAAAUCACCAUUGGUCAACCGGUAAAGCAGGUCUUCCUUAUAUUGCACUUAUGAUUGGAUGUGUAUUGGGUUACAUCUCUGGAUUCUGGUCUGAUCACAUGUAUAACAAAUCAGCUGAAAAGAAUGGAGGCAAGCCUGUUCCGGAAGCUAGAUUGUACGGUGCAAUGGUUUUCGCUCCAUUCUUCCCAAUCGGAUUAUAUAUCUUCUCCUUCACUCAAUAUAGUCACGUACACUGGAUAGCACCAACAAUCGCGCUCGUACCGAUGAUUUUCGGUAUAUAUCACGUUUUCCUUGCUGUCUACAACUACACUUCAGAUUCCUACGGAGAAUACUCUUCAUCAGGUAUCGCUGGUCAAGGUCUCUUGAGAAAUAUGGCUGCUGCUGCAUCACCUUUGUUUGCUACCCAAAUGUUUAAAGGAAUGGGUUAUCAGUUCGCAGGUCUCUUCCUCGCGCUUUUGGCCACUGCUAUAGCGCCACUCCCAUACAUCCUGUUCAAGUAUGGUAAAACAAUUAGAGCAAAAUCAAAGUUUGCCAGUGCCACAACUGGUUUAACAGAUGAGACAAAUGAUGCUGUCGCCAAUGCGGAGCUCGGAAAUACCGUACAAGAGUCCAAAGAAUAGAUAUUUUGGCUGAGCGUCGAUUAAUUAUUUUAGAUUAUAGACAUCCCUUUGUAAUGACAUGUAGAAAUUUUCUUUGACACAUAAUUUAC